Molecule: messenger RNA, 1303 nt
Organism: Brienomyrus brachyistius
Lineage: Eukaryota; Metazoa; Chordata; Actinopteri; Osteoglossiformes; Mormyridae
Gene: coq9
Product: coenzyme Q9 homolog (S. cerevisiae)
Exons: 9
Coding region: 55-1038 (327 amino acids)
Biological process (GO): ubiquinone biosynthetic process
Cellular component (GO): mitochondrial inner membrane
Molecular function (GO): lipid binding
Source: RefSeq, a predicted model, not a curated record
AUCACACUGUCGCAUAAUGAUGACGUCGCUUACAGCCGCCCCAUGUGACUUGCGAUGGCGAUCCUUCGUGGGGCGUUACGGACUAUUUGGUUUGUCCGGGGUAUCUGCAGCGUCAGGGCUAUUGGUUCUGGGACACUACAGGGCACCAGAAGCAGGUUGCAGGUUAUCCACCACCCUGCCCUGCUCCACCUGCAAGCUGCUUCGUUCUUCUCCUCUUCCUCCACACAUAAGCGGCACCAAGCCCACACACCUGAGAACUUUGCUGAUCAUGGAUCCGAGCAGGAGGCAGCAGAAGCCAGUGGGAGGCCUAUUAACCGGGCUGAGAAGGAAGAGGAGGAGCAGGAGCAGGAGGAGGUGUACGAGACCGAGGAGGAGCUGAAGAAGCGGAUCCUCACAGCUGCGCUGGAGUUUAUCCCAGAGCAUGGCUGGUCUGUGGAAGCCAUCGCGGCUGGGGCUGAGACUCUGGGUCUGUCUCCAGCCUCUGCUGGGAUUUUUACCAAAGGAGCCGGUGAGCUGGUCCUGCACUUUGUGUCCAAGUGCAAUGCUCAGUUAGUCCAGCUCCUGGAAGAGCAACAAAGGCAGGUGCAACUGGGCCAGGCAGGGCCCAAAGAGAAGGCGGAGUUUCUGAGGGACGCCCUGCAGACCCGGCUCAGAAUGCUGGCCCCAUACAUGGACUCGUGGCCACAGGCCUUGAGUACACUGCUGCUGCCCCAAAACGUCCCCGGCAGCCUGAAGUGCCUGUCUACCCUGGUGGAUGACUUGUGGUACUACGCCGGAGAUCGCUCCACCGACAUGCGCUGGUAUAGCCGUCGGCUCACGCUCACGGCUGUCUACAGCGCCACGGAGCUGGUCAUGGUGCAGGAUUCUUCUCCUGACUUCCAGGACACCUGGGCCUUCUUGGAUAGUCGCAUCCAGGACAUGAUGGACGUCGCCUGCAUGGCUCAGCGGGUACGCUCCACUGGGGAGUCGGCGGUGCAGGGGAUUAUGGGUGCUGCAAUUACGCUAAAGAACCUAACGGGGCUGAACCAACGAUGGUGAAAGAGGCCUGUCUUCAAUCCUGCAAUGGCAUCAAUAUCUGCAGUACUGGUCUUCUGCCGUUAUCUAAAGGGGAACGUGAUGUAAUCUCAUUGUUUAAGGGUGACUGACUUGCUGAUGCGUGUCUACAGCAAAGUCAAGCACAAUCUAGACUCCCCCCACCCCCACCUGGAACCAACAGUUUGAAAAUGUGUUUGUGUUUGAAUGCAAGGGAUGUUGAACCUGUCAUGUUGUGCAGAAAAACGUGAUUAAAGCACACCAAACUGCU